CGUACUUGCGUGCAUCGUUGUGCGACGGCGAUAGGAAAUGUUGCCGCCGUCUGAAGCCGCCAGUAUAUCGCGCAUCUUUCAACAUACAAAAACGCUUUUACCGAACGAAAGCCGUCGGUUUUUACGCGAGUUUCACAACUUUUGCGCUCUUUUCCGCAAUUUUUCCAAAAGUGAAUGGAUUAGUGGUGUUUUAGAACUUUGCCGUUUUUAGUGGCUUGAAUCCUUACAGAUUGGAGUUCAUGCAGCUUCCACAGUACCAUGGUGGACUACUCGAUGUAUCAUGAAAACACAUCGAGCUACUUCCACUUGAUCAAUGCAAGCAACAUCAGCGACAGCGAAGACCGCAACCAAUUCAUCCUGCCGGUAUGGCGGCAAGUUUUAUGGAGCAUCCUGUAUGCAGGAAUGGUUAUUGUGGCAACUGGUGGCAACUUGAUCGUAAUCUGGAUCGUGCUGGCCCACAAGCGAAUGCGAACCGUCACCAACUACUUCCUCUUGAACCUCUCAGUAGCUGAUACCAUGGUGUCCACCCUUAAUGUUACCUUCAACUACGUCUACAUGCUCUACUCCCAUUGGCCGUUCGGAGAACUCUACUGCAAGAUCAGCCAAUUUAUUGCCGUUCUGUCGGUUUGCGCCAGCGUUUUUUCACUUAUGUCCAUUUCCAUUGAUAGAUACAUGGCGAUUAUGACACCGCUAAAGCCUCGCAUGGGCCGCAUGGUUACUUUGGUGUUGGCGCUCUCCACUUGGGUGUUGGGCAUUAUUAUUGGAAUGCCCAGUCUCUUGUACUACAAGACCUACAAGGAUACGUACUCUAAUGGGGAGGAGAGAGUCAUUUGCUACCCCGAGUGGCCGGACGGAAUCAGCAACGAAAGUCUUUAUGAGUACUAUUUCAAUGUGAUCUUCCUGGUGAUAACCUACUUGGUGCCAAUUCUAUCCAUGACUUACACGUAUGCUCGCAUUGGAAUCGAACUGUGGGGGUCGCAAAGUAUCGGCGAAUGCACUCAAAGACAAAUGGACAACAUCAAGAGCAAAAGAAGGGUGGUGAAAAUGAUGAUGGUAGUGGUGAUUAUUUUCGCCGUAUGCUGGCUUCCAUAUCAACUCUACUUCAUCAUCAUCGCCUACUACCCGAAGAUCACCAGAUCGAAGUACAUUCAGGAGACUUUCUUGGCCAUCUAUUGGCUGGCGAUGAGCAAUUCCAUGUACAAUCCCAUCAUCUACUGCUGGAUGAACGCCCGGUUUCGACGAGGUUUCAAACAGUUCUUCUCCUGGCUGCCGUUUGUGCACGUUAGUCCAGGAGCUCUGACGCGACGCGAGGUGUUAACCAGCAAAAGACGCUCCUAUUCCGGAUCGCCGGAUCACAACCGGAUAAUCCGCAACGGAACCCUUCGAGUGUCGUACAACCCCUACACGUCAAUGGCGGCAGGCCGACCAUCCCCAUCUUCGUCAACCAACACGUGCUACAGUCAGGUACCAGACGAAGUGAUGAUGCGUCGCUGUGAGAUGCGUCAAUUGUCCUGACAUAGGGUGAACUUGGGGGCGGCCAGUACAGCCGCCCCUGAGGGCGUCACCGCCUCUUCAAACGGCAGCGGUGCCAGCUCGCAGCGGAGGACGUGGAUAUAGGGCGGGGGGUCCUCACGGCUAAGCGCAAAGCCCCGUGAGGAUGACAUAGAGGAGGAGGAGAGCAAGUUGUAGACGAUGGCGGCAACAACGAAAUUCCUAUACUUAAGUGCUCUGAUACAAAAUGAACAAGUUCCUCUCAACUCGUCUACAACCAUUAGGACCUGGAUGGGCCUUUUUUGAAUGUGCGAUUGAUCACUUCGUGUCACUUUGUUCAGAAACCUCGAGUUUAACCAAAAAUUCACUAUUGAUAUAAAUUCAAUCGGCUUUCUAGUGGCCAGUUUACAAAAACACUCUCUGGUUUGAAAGGCAUUGCCUUUGUUUUUGUCUUCCGCGCAAAUUUUCGCCGGGGUUAAUUGCUCUAAUCCGAUAAAAACAUGUUAUUGAUUUGCUUCAAUGGGGACCAUCUGGGAAUUGGACUAAGGUUGUAAAAAAACGCUUUUUGCAGCUCUAUCAAGUUACACAAAAAACUGUCCCCACAUGCUAGAACCAUCCGAAACACACUCUGUACAUAGUAGGGAGCAACUAAAUGAAAAUAAGCAAAUUUUCUCUAUAGAUUAGAGCAGGGAAAACAGAAACGCUUUCAACAUGUAGUACUCUAAUGACUAUACCGAUCGCUCUGUACAUACUGACCAAAACUAGGAAAGAAACACUGAUUUUCACAAAAACCAACUAACGCCAUAUCAAUAAUCCUUAAUGACCAACUAUGUGAUAUUACUGAGAAGCUUAAAUCGAUCAAAAUGGAAUAGAUUUGUACAUAACUGUACAGUUAUCCAGAAAUAUUUAAUGUAAUAUGUAAAUGUAAAGCGCACCUAAAUUCACUUUAGCUAGGAAGAUCACUAUGUGUAUAAAAAAAAUUGCUGGAUGUAUGUAUGCCUCUGAUUGCCGUAGAGAAUGCUGCAAAUCCCCGUUUGGAACACUCUGUAUGACUUUCCAAAUAAAAGGAUAUUCAACUAAUGUAAAAUAGUGUAUGUUGGUGGAUUCUGUUAGUUUUUGCGCCUCAAUUCAGGGGUUUAAUAUGUUUAUCACUGUUAAUGUACUUUACUGUCGUUUAUUUCCAGAAAUAAACUGUUCAGAUACAG
Dendroctonus ponderosae (mountain pine beetle) is the source of this 2696-nucleotide messenger RNA. RefSeq names its product tachykinin-like peptides receptor 99D. The transcript is spliced from 9 exons. The record is from RefSeq and is a predicted model, not a curated record. Gene Ontology annotation, molecular function: tachykinin receptor activity. Gene Ontology annotation, biological process: G protein-coupled receptor signaling pathway. Gene Ontology annotation, cellular component: plasma membrane. NCBI's taxonomy places the organism in Eukaryota, Metazoa, Arthropoda, Insecta, Coleoptera, Curculionidae. The coding region runs from base 259 to 1515 and encodes 418 amino acids.